AUGAAUGUUAUAAAUAUUAGAAAUAAUAUGAGCAGACGUAAAAAAAUAAAUGAUGAAGGAAAAUUAUCUAAAAAUUGUCUUACACAAAGAAGGUUUUUAGAGAAAAAAAAGCAGACGAUAUCAAAUUUUGAAACAAGGAUUACUGAAUUAGAAAAGUUAUUAAAUAUCAUAACUAAAAAGAACAAUUCAUUGAUAAAGGAAAAUGAAAUGUUAUCUGAAGAAUAUAGAAAGAAUAAUUCAUUGUUAAUAGAAAAUGUUUUAUUAAAUGAAGAAAUUAAAAUAUUAAAGCAAGAAAAUAUUUUAUUGAAAAAUGAAAUAGAAGAAAAUCAAGUUUGUCCAAGUCUAGAACUUGAAGAAAUUAAUAAUAAUUCUAAAGAUAGUAGAAUUAGUAAUUCUGUAGAUAAUGGAAUUGGGAAUUCUGAAGAUAACAGAAUUAAAAAUCUAAAUAAAGAAAUGAUUAAUCACAUGGAAAUUGAAGGGAGCAUUUUUGAUUUAGAUAAAAGGAAAAUUACUGGAGAUUUAAAAAUUUAUUUUAGAUAA
This is a messenger RNA of Scutellospora calospora, 540 nucleotides long. NCBI's taxonomy places the organism in Eukaryota, Fungi, Glomeromycota, Glomeromycetes, Diversisporales, Gigasporaceae. The record is from the annotation of a GenBank genome assembly.